Chenopodium quinoa (quinoa) is the source of this 1546-nucleotide messenger RNA. RefSeq lists its product as uncharacterized. The transcript is spliced from 5 exons. Lineage: Eukaryota; Viridiplantae; Streptophyta; Magnoliopsida; Caryophyllales; Amaranthaceae. The coding region runs from base 196 to 1332 and encodes 378 amino acids. The record is from RefSeq and is a predicted model, not a curated record.
CUUUUAAACGUAAUUAAAUGUGCCUGCACCAAAAAAAUACAAAUAAAGAAAUGUACCAAAUUUCAUGAUAUUGUUACUAUAAAUAAUUGCCCAAACCAAUGCUAUCUUUUUAAAAUCAGUUACAUCUUACAUGGUAUGUAACUCUGAUUUUGCAUUAAACUGCUAGAGAGAGAAAUUUAGAGAGAGAAAAAGAAAAUGGGUGUACAAGAGAAGAGUAAAAAGAUUUCAGCAGCUUCAGCUAGAGCUCACACUCGCAAAUCUACAUCCAACUCUUCCCUACCAUUCCCAUUCUCUUUAGGUUUGUCUAGCAAAAUUUUUGUGGUUGUGAUUGUGGUUUGCCUAACAUGGGCUGAUAGGGCUUUCCGGCCACCGCCACCCAAAGUUUGCGGUAUGCCUGGCGGCCCUCCGGUAACAGCACCAAGGAUCAAGCUAAGGGAUGGAAGAUAUUUGGCCUACAAAGAGUAUGGUGUGCCAAAAGAUGAAGCAAAACACCAUUUUGUCUUUAUUCAUGGCUUUGACUCCUGCAGGCUGCAUGCUUUCAUUGCCACCGAAGUUUCUCCAGAUACUAUUGAAAGCUUGGGGUUACAUAUUGUGGGAUUUGAUAAACCCGGGUACGGAGAAAGUACCCCGGACCCAAAUCGAACACCGAAAAGUCUUGCAUUAGACGUAGAAGAGCUUGCUGAUCAGCUUGGUUUUGGUCCCAAAUUUUAUGUGGUAGGCUACUCUAUGGGUGGAGAGGCUGUUUGGGGUCUGUUCAAGUACAUUCCUCACAGGUUAGCGGGAGCAUCACUAGUUACACCGGUGGUGAACUAUUGGUGGUCAAGUUUACCGGCGAAUUUGACAAAAGAAGCAUAUUACUUGCAACUUCCACAAGAUCAAUGGUCAUUAAGAGUGUCACACUAUUUACCGUGGCUAACUUACUGGUGGCAGACUCAAAAGUGGUUCGCACCAUCAAGUGUUAUUGCACAUAGUAGUGAGGUUUUGUCUCGUCAAGAUAGAGAAGUAAUGUUCAAAUUCGUCAAACCCGAAAAUAUGAUUCCAGUAAGGCAGCAAGGGGUGCACGAAUCGAUCCAUCGAGACAUGAUUGUUGGAUUUGGAAAAUGGGAAUUCGAUCCCCUUCAGUUAGAGAAUCCAUUCCCUAACAACGAGGGAAUGGUUCACCUUUGGCAAGGCGACGAGGAUAUGCUUGUGCCCGUGAUCAUGCAACGAUACAUAGCUCAAAAAUUGCCUUGGAUUCACUACCAUGAGGUAUCAGGGUCUGGGCAUAUGUUCCCUUAUGUUGAGGGAAUGAGUGAUGCUAUUGUCAAAGCACAAUUAUCUGUUGAGAACUAGCUUAGCAAACAUCAUACAUUGAUAUACAAACUUUAUUUAUGACUAAAUUAGACCAACAUUUAAAUUAUACUUUGUGAUGAAUUAAUGUCUCCUAUGAUUGGUUUUGUAGUGUCUCUUUGUAUUAAAGUUUGAAGAGUACUAUUUAUAAAGAUCUAAUGUAAGACAAUGUUGUGCACCUAUGAUCUAUCUAAGCCUUUUAUUAUAACUUGGAAUA